CUUGCUACAUAGAUAGUGCUCUGUGAUUCUUCAUUGCUGCUGUCAAAUCAAAAGAUUUGCUUUUGCCAAGUCCUAGUACCUUUUCGUUUUUAUUUAUCGUCUAAGUUUACGUUUUUGCACAGCUGUUUUGUAAUUUAUUUGCUUACCAAAAAGUGGUAAAGAAAAAAUAUAGAAAGGAACACAAGCCCACUGUGAUUGCGAUAAAUAUUUUUAUCAAUAAGUUAGUUUCCGAUAAUAUCACGCAUGGAGGCCAAACUCAGAGAAUAUCGUUCUCUCCGUCGACGCCAACAAAUUAUAGAUAACGCUAAAGAGAAAAUUCAAGAGUCUAAAGAGAAACUGGUUAAAUUUCUGACACCGAGUUUUAUAAACGAAAUGGGUAAAGAAAAGGAAGAAGAAGUGCUGUUGAUGGAUAAUGAAGAAAAUGAUCAUCAACAAAUAUGUCCAGAAGAGCUAGAAAAUUCCAAUGAUGUAGCAUCAAAUCUCAGCGACUUGGAAACCACAGUAGAAGAAAAUACUGAGUCAUGGACAUAUUUCACUGUGAAAUGGACUAUGUAUUUUAUAAUAUGGCUUACAUUAUUUGUAAUAUUCCUUAAGCUUCAAUUUGGUGCUGUAUUUUUCGUGAUAUCUGUAUUAAUAGGCAUCUGUUUAAAUACAAGGACAAGACCUAAAAGGAAAGGUGAAGUGUCCGCAUAUAGAGCUCGAUGGCGGGGGUGGUUAGCUGCUGUUCGGCUGCGAUCGUUGAAGUUAAGCAACAUUGGCAAGGUCGGUCAUUGGAUGGGUGACCAAAAAUCUAUCUUCGGAAGGCACGUUAAGCCGUUGGCCCCGGCUGCAUCUGCAGUCGUUAGCGCCCGCCAAUCUGCACUGGGCCCACGUGAUCGCGCCAAUCUUCUUGUCUGCUCUGAACACUACACAAUUCGCGUCGCUGAUAAAAGACAGGUUUAUAGAGGGACGAUGAUUGCACCUGCGCAAAACAACUUCAAAGCGAACUAUAAGUUGGGCGCAAUCUAUAAUGCGAUGGAAAUUAAUUGGCGACUGUGA
Chilo suppressalis (striped riceborer) is the source of this 1038-nucleotide messenger RNA. The record is from the annotation of a GenBank genome assembly. NCBI's taxonomy places the organism in Eukaryota, Metazoa, Arthropoda, Insecta, Lepidoptera, Crambidae.